AUGCCUCUCAUUCGCAUAGAGGUAUGCGACUUCAAGUCCUACCGCGGGCACCAGGUUAUUGGCCCGUUCAGCAACUUCACAUCGGUCAUUGGGCCCAAUGGAGCCGGCAAGUCGAAUCUUAUGGACGCCAUCUCCUUUGUGCUGGGUGUCAAGAGCGCGCAGCUGCGAAGUGCCCAGCUGAAAGAUCUCGUUUACCGAGGACGGAGAUUGGCCAAGAACGGGCUCGACGGCGAGACGCAGAAUGAGAACGAGGAGGACGACGAUGAGGAGGGGGAAGGUGAAGGAACAGCGAAAAAGGCCUGGGUCAUGGCUGUAUUCAAGGACGCCAAUGGCAAGGAAUGGACCUUUCAGCGGACGAUCUCGACGAGCGGCGCUUCAGAAUACAAACUGAACAAAAAGGUCGUCACAUAUUCAGCAUACAACGCUGCCCUCAUCCAGCACAAUAUCUUGGUCAAAGCAAAGAACUUUUUGGUCUUCCAGGGCGAUGUCGAAGCAGUCGCUUCACAGUCUCCCAAAGAAUUGUCGCGUCUCAUUGAACAAAUCAGUGGUUCAGGUGAACUGGCGGCCGAGUAUGAGAAAGCAAAGGAAGAGCAGGAUAAGGCAACCGAGAAUGCGACUUUCAAUUUCACCAAGCGCCGAGGAAUUGCUGGGGAGAUCAAGCAGUACAAGGAGCAAAAGUCGGAGGCUGAGCGAUUCUCGAGCUUGUGCCAACAGCGGGAUGACUUGAUUCUUCAACGCAUUCUGCUCAAACUCUACCACAUCGAGGAAGCUAUCGAAUCCAACAGCGCAUCUAUUGUCAAGAAGAACAAGGAACUAGCUGGCCUACGACAGGAGCAAAGAGCACACGACGACGCUCUCGAGGCUGCCCGCGCACGCCAGGCUAAAGCCAGAACCAGUGUGCUGCAAAAGGAGAAGCAGAUCAAGAAGGCAGAGAAGGCCUUGGAUGGAAAGAAACCUGACCUCGUCUCGAUUGAAGCCCAGAUCACCCACGCUACAAGGAAACUCGAAAACGCUCUCAAGUCUCAAAGUGAUAUCGCAUCCAACGAGAAGAUCUUGCGCGCAAGGGUGGCAACCCUCAAGAAGGACCUCGAAAUUGUUCGCAAGGACGCUGAAAAGGCUGCAGAGGAACAGCGUAAAUCAUCCAGCCACAACAUCGCACUUAGUGAGCAAAGUUUGGCUGAGUACCAGGCUCUGAAGACGACGGCAAGUACGCAAGCUGUCGACGAACGACAGGCCUUGGAGACACUGUCCCGUGAGGAGAAGACCACCAGUCGGGCGCUCACACAGCUGCAGGAGAAAGUUAAGGGGCUGGAAGAAACACAAACCUCUCGAAAUGAAGAAAUUGGUACUCUAUCCGACAAGAAGACCGAGCUCGAAGAUAGAUUAAAAGGAUUGCAAGUCGAGUUGGCAAACGCACGACAAGAACUUGAUAAUCAAAUCGCCGAGCGAACGAGGAUCCAGAAACUCGAAGCCGAAAUCGACGAGAAGCUUCAAAGCGUAUAUCAACAACUGCUUCAGGCCGGGGUGGACAAGACAGAGUCCGAAAGGGAAGCAAAGUUGAAGGAGACCAUCGCAAGUCUGCAGCGGAUCUUCCCAGGCGUCAGAGGCCGCAUUGUCGACCUUUGCAAACCCAUCGCACGCAAAUACGAGACUGCCGUUUCUGUCAUUCUGGGCCGUAACAUCGACGCAAUCGUUGUGGAUGAAGAGAAGACAGCCAUCGACUGCAUCGAGUACAUGCGAACUCAGCGAGCAGGUCAAGCAACGUUCAUCCCGUUAGACACCAUCCAAGUCAAGCCUAUCAAUGAUAAAUUCCGUUCGUUUGCCAAGGGCGCGAGGUUGGCUGUGGACGUUGUCCAAUACGAGAGCGCUGUCGAACGUGCGAUUCAUUAUGCAUGUGGGAAUGGCCUUGUCUGUGAUACUAUGGAGGUGGCGAGGUAUGUGUGCUACGAGAAGGGUCAGGAAGUCAAAGCCGUAACACUGGAAGGCACUGUCAUCCACAAGAGUGGCUUGAUCACUGGUGGGCGGAGUACGCACAACACGACAAAGAAGUGGGAUGAGAAGGAUGUUCAAGGCCUUAUGCGAACGAGAGAUAGUCUCCAAGCUCAGAGACACGAAUUGAGCAAGCAAAGACCUCGCGCGAAGUCCGACGAGAACCUCAUCUCCGAAAUAACACGUUUGGAAGCUACAAUCGGCGUUGUCAAAGACGAUCUGAACGCAUGCAAACUCCGACUGACCGGUGUCAAAGACGAAGUAAAGCACGUCCAAAAGGAACUCAAGACCCUCAACCCGAGUCUUAAGAAAGGCGAAUCCGACUAUGCAAACCUUAAAUCCCGAAUCGACGCGUUGAAGAAGACGAUCAACGCAGCUGAGGAUAAGAUCUUUGCCAAGUUUUGCCGAACAAUUGGGGUGGCGAACAUUCGCGAGUAUGAGGAGAGGCAGCUCAAGAUUGCCCAGGAAGAGAGUCAGGCUCGGCUUCGAUAUGAUACGCAAAUAGCCAGGUUGACGAACAUGCGUGACUUCGAAGAAGAGGGGUUGAAGGCCAUCGCGGAGCGGACUGCGCGCUUGGAAGGUGUAAUCACUGCGGAACGAUCGUCGUUGACCAGACUGAAGCAACAAAAGAGUUCUAUCGAGGAAGAAAUCGAUGCUUCUGAAGCGGUCAUUGCCAAACUUAAGGAAGAUCUGGAAGGACUGCAGGAGAUACUCGAAGAGGCCAAUAAAGAGGUCGAGCAGGUGAAGAAGACCACCUCCAAAGCCGCCAAGGUGUUGGACCAGGCUCUUAAAGAGAUUUCAGCUGCGAACGAUGAAAUCGAAAAGUUGGCUCUAGACCGGUCGUCUAUUUAUCGCAAAUGCCGACUUGAAGAGAUCCGGUUGCCACUGAAAGAGGGAAACCUCAAGAAUGUCCCGAUGGAGGAGAACCUUAGAGAAGAAGUCGCGAUGGACGUGGACGAAGACGAGGAUGCCACUCAGAGACCGAAAAAGGUUCCUGAUUAUGGUAUUGAAGUCGACUUUGACUCUAUCGAGGAGGAUGAGAGGGAGGAGGAUCCGGGAGAAGCCAUUGCACGAUACGACAAGGAAAUCGUCAACAUCAAUGGCGAGAUCGAGCGGAUGGCACCGAAUAUGAAGGCCAUGGAUAGGCUGGACGAUGUGGAGAGUAAACUUGCAGCUACGGAAAAGGAGGCUGAGAAGGCUCGCAAGGACUCGAAAGAAGCCCGGGAUCGAUUCAAUGAUGUGAAGAAGCGCAGAUGCGACUUGUUCAACAAAGCGUACAAUCAUAUCUCGGAUCGUAUCGAUCAGGUGUACAAGGACUUGACGAAAGGGAAAGCCUCGCCUAUGGGUGGUGUCGCCUACCUUAGUUUGGAAGACAACGAGGAACCAUACAACGGUGGUAUCAAGUAUCAUGCCAUGCCUCCCAUGAAACGUUUCAGAGAUAUGGAACAGUUAUCUGGCGGUGAAAAGACGGUGGCUGCUCUCGCACUGUUGUUUGCUAUUCACAGUUACCAACCGGCACCAUUUUUCGUGCUGGAUGAGGUCGACGCAGCACUGGAUAACACCAACGUGGCCAAGGUUGCAAACUACAUCCGCACACAUGCGUCCGAAUCCUUCCAGUUCGUCGUGAUCAGCUUGAAGAACACCCUGUAUGAGAGAGGGAAUUCGCUGGUUGGGAUCUAUCGUGAUCAAGAUGUGAAUAGCUCGCGGACGCUUACACUUGACCUUACUCAAUACGACGACUAGAUGCAACACGCUUGCUGUACUGACAUGCUCUAUUGACCAGUUGCUUUGCUGUAUUUAUGACUAUCCUGUUCUCUCAUUGUACCUGUAUUGCUGUAAUCGUUUGAUACCCCUCUCUUUACGAUCUUCAAUUCUUGCAGAACGCCAUGCAAUUAC
Coprinopsis cinerea okayama7#130 is the source of this 3885-nucleotide messenger RNA. Its product is annotated as cohesin complex subunit psm1. Gene Ontology annotation, biological process: sister chromatid cohesion. Gene Ontology annotation, cellular component: chromosome; cohesin complex; nucleus. NCBI's taxonomy places the organism in Eukaryota, Fungi, Basidiomycota, Agaricomycetes, Agaricales, Psathyrellaceae. Bases 1 to 3732 code for a protein of 1243 amino acids. The record is from RefSeq and is a predicted model, not a curated record. Gene Ontology annotation, molecular function: protein binding; ATP hydrolysis activity; ATP binding. The transcript has 21 exons.